Nicrophorus vespilloides is the source of this 1534-nucleotide messenger RNA. It is a transcript of the gene Art1, whose product is annotated as protein arginine N-methyltransferase 1. The coding region runs from base 200 to 1255 and encodes 351 amino acids. Gene Ontology annotation, biological process: peptidyl-arginine methylation. The record is from RefSeq and is a predicted model, not a curated record. Lineage: Eukaryota; Metazoa; Arthropoda; Insecta; Coleoptera; Silphidae. Gene Ontology annotation, molecular function: protein-arginine N-methyltransferase activity. The transcript has 2 exons. Gene Ontology annotation, cellular component: nucleus.
AAAAUUUCAAAUUGGUUCGGAUGCAAUAGUGGAUUUUGUUUUCUUCGCGUUGGUCAUCCUGCUAGCGUGUCAUUGUCAAAAACUCGUGCUGCUCUUUCAGCAUUUAUCUGUUUCUGUUUGGAAGCGUUGAUUUGUAAAUUUCGGCGCCAAGAAAGUACUCUUCACUUUUUCGAAUAUUUUAACACACCAGACUCAGACCAUGGAAAAGAUGGAAACCACGCCGGUAAUCACCAACAAUGUAGGAAAGGAUGAAGAAGUGACUGCCGACGAAAUGACAUCGAGGGACUACUACUUCGACUCCUAUGCUCACUUCGGAAUUCACGAGGAGAUGCUCAAAGAUGAAGUACGGACUCUCACAUACAGAAACUCAAUGUAUCAUAAUAAACAUUUGUUUGCUGGUAAAGUGGUUAUGGACAUUGGAUGUGGCACAGGCAUUCUAAGUAUGUUUGCUGCCAAAGCUGGUGCGAAGAAAGUUAUAGCUGUUGAAUGCUCUAACAUUGUGGAUUAUGCUAAGAAAAUAGUAGAAACCAACAAAUUAGAUCACAUUAUCACAAUUGUCAAGGGUAAAGUGGAAGAGAUCACUUUGCCUGAAGGUAUCGAAAAAGUUGACAUCAUCAUAUCAGAAUGGAUGGGUUACUGUCUGUUCUAUGAGAGCAUGUUGGACACGGUUUUGUAUGCGAGAGACAAGUGGUUAGCACCGUCAGGCCUUUUAUUCCCGGACCGUUGUUCGCUUUUCGUCACUGCCAUCGAAGAUCGUCAAUACAAGGAUGAGAAAAUCAACUGGUGGGAUGAUGUUUACGGUUUCGACAUGAGCUCGAUACGCAAGGUUGCAAUCAGUGAGCCGCUCGUCGACGUUGUCGAUCCGAAGCAGGUCGUGACCAACGCUUGCCUCAUCAAGGAGGUCGAUCUGUACACCGUUCAAAAACAAGAUUUAGAAUUCUCAGCGCCGUUCCACCUACAGGUGAGGAGGAACGACUACGUUCAAGCUCUUGUGACGUUCUUCAAUGUUGAAUUCACAAAAUGCCAUAAGCGCGUCGGAUUCAGCACGGCCCCCGAAGCCCCGUACACCCACUGGAAACAGACUGUGUUCUAUUUUGAAGAUUAUAUGACUGUGAAAAAGAACGAGGAAAUUUACGGUACGUUCGAAAUGAGACCAAAUCCAAGAAAUAAUCGCGACUUGGACUUUGUUGUCGAACUCGAUUUCAAAGGAGAAUUGGGCGAUGUUCACGAAACCAAUAGAUAUAGAAUGCGUUGAAAGAGUAACACGCAAACAAUACCUUUAUUCUCCUUGACUUGCUGAAAACUAUAAACAUAGCAAGUGGAAUAUCGAAACCUUAUUAAUUACUAUUUUUUUUAUUAUGUAUUCAUUUAUUUUUAAUUAUUAAGUCAAACUAAAUCUCAUUGGAAUAAGAGAGUAGGUGAAAAAAACCUUCUAAACAAAUUCUAGUGGGAAUGAAAAGAUUACUUUUAUUUUUUGAGACUAAUCUUUUUAUAUUAAUUCUGCAUCCUUUCGGAUUAUUUAUUGAUAGUCGUU